This is a messenger RNA of Symbiodinium necroappetens, 1986 nucleotides long. The record is from the annotation of a GenBank genome assembly. Lineage: Eukaryota; Dinophyceae; Suessiales; Symbiodiniaceae.
AUGGAAAGCUGGCGGCGUUACCACAAGUCCAAAACUUUUGUCGACAAAGCCCGGCCCAUGUCGAUCACUGACUUGCCCCAGCCGAAGCGUGGUCGUCACGAUCCUGCGGAUCCCAAAGUGUGCUUCUGGUGUCAUGAGGCUUUUCCGCCCAACGCCAAGUGUGCUCAACAUACCCGCUGCUGCAAAAAGAUGAGCCACGACAACUGGUUGUACCGUACCCAGUUCUUGAUGCAGGACUCAGAGGAGGGCGACUUCCCUGGUCCUCACUGUGGCACGCGUUUUCCAUUAGCAAAAGCAAAAGGCCGUUGGAUUCACGAGCUGGGCAUGCUAGCCUUGUUGGUGGUCUUCUGGUGCCAUGGCUCGGGCAGCAGCGGCGAUGCAGAGCUGCUCAACCAGUUGUUGCGGUCCCACCUUCUUCAGGAGGCUGUCAGUGGUCUCUUGGAGAGCUACCACGCCAAGCAGCGCGAAGUCCAGCUGUCGCCAGAGCAGCGUCGCAGGGGCGAGGCUGCGAAGCCUCACGAGUGGGGGCCUCGCAAGGUCUUUCUCUUCGCUGCGGUGGUGGACCGCCUCAUGCAGCAGUACGGCGACGGUGCUAUGAAGACGGCGCUGGAAUACUUCAAGGAGAUGGCGGAGCCAGAACUUCCCGCACUUGAUUGGGAAGGCCUCGCUCAGGUGCAUAGCGACGAAGACCUGGACACGUUGCACCAGCUCAGGGCCGACCUCAAUGCGAUGUGGGAACAGAUCCGGCAGUCGACUGAUGAGCAGGUGACCCAGGACCUCAAGCGCCAACACAAACUGCUCAAUCGUAGUAUGCAGCGUUUCCGGGUGCAAGCCCGAGGCCGCUUCGUCAGAUCGAUUUGCAAGGAGGCAGAGGAGCACAUGCAUUUUCAUGAUUUGGGCAAGUUCUACCAGUCCCUCAAGAAACUGGGAGUGCAUCUAGAUGGGCAUACACUUGAAGGCAAAGUGACACAUGGCCUUGCUGACGCGCGGAAGCAUUGCAAAAGCAUUGGCAGUAAUCUCGUGCCAGUCGCCGAAUCCAUGCUUGAUUCAGUUCCACGGGGUGAGGUGGCUCACUGGCUUGGAGCCACCCCCACCGACAGUGAAAUAGGUGAUGAUGGAAUGCAGUUCUCGGUGAACCAAGGAGCCCAGUUUGACCUGCGCCGUUGUCUGCAAACGACAGGACCGAGUACGAUGUACCUCAACCUCCUCACGGUCCUGUUCGCGGAUGACACCACAGGCAUCACACGUGCGUCUUCCCCGGAAGGCUUCGAACAGGAUAUGGCUACAGCGUUGGGAGACUUUGUUGAGACACUUCAUGCAGGCAAGACUCAUCGUUUGAAGGCAGGCUUCGCACCACCUGCUAACAGACUCUUGAAGCAGUGGCACAAUACUUGGAUGAAGAAAGAAGCUGGCUAUGAGUGGAAGAACAAGCAUUCUGCUGAUGGUCUGACAGCUGCGCGACGAGCCGCGGUGCUCUGCUUCAGCCUACUGGGAAGUACCUUUGUCCGCAUUCCGAAUGUGGUGUUCAAAUGGAAUUGCGGUCUCUCAGACUGCACAUUCCUGCUUGUGCGAAGCUCUCGGAAGGUGCUCGUCGCACGCGAGCAGUUCAAAGGGAACAGCGUGAACACAGAGCAGCUGCGCGUGCCGACCCACAAGUUCGUCGACGACCGGCAGCCGCCCCUCAAGCAGCACAAGUCCAGGACGGGCCUCCGGCGGUUCCUCCGGUACCCGGUCCGUGUACGACGACUACGCCGUAAGCAAGCUCGCCCGGCUGACUUCCCGAGACCUCCAGAGGAAGUUUGGCCCCAAAGGUGGAUUGAUCAGGAGAGAGAUUACCAGAACACUAAGGCCGAUGUCCACCACAGAUCUGCCUGCUCAGACGUGGCGGAGCUGACCCUGCCGAUUCCGAGACGUGCAUCUGGUGUUUGGGCACCUUCGCGGACAACGCCAAGUGCACCAAGCAUAUGCGAUGCUGCCCUGCCAUGA